Messenger RNA from Hibiscus syriacus, 1151 nucleotides. Its product is annotated as TVP38/TMEM64 family membrane protein slr0305-like. NCBI's taxonomy places the organism in Eukaryota, Viridiplantae, Streptophyta, Magnoliopsida, Malvales, Malvaceae. The coding region runs from base 219 to 1028 and encodes 269 amino acids. Gene Ontology annotation, cellular component: membrane. The transcript has 9 exons. The record is from RefSeq and is a predicted model, not a curated record.
UGUUUUUAGGCUGAAACUGCGAAAGAGAAAGGAAACAACAACAAACACAAGGGAGAAAGGAUCGUUGUACGUUGUUGUUGUUUCCUGUAACUUUUUUUUUUAAAGAAAAUCUGGCAAGGAGAGAAAGAUAAAGGGGGCACGUUCAUCGUUGAAACAAAGCGACCUUCGAUACUAAUAACGAAGACGACGAGUGUAGGCCUUGGCGUCGUAGGUUGUUAAUGGCUUUCACGUUGACAACUGCUCUCGGGAUCGUUCUUCUUGUACUUCUUCUCGCGGCUAUUAUUCAUGCUUGUUUCACCCUCCCCAUUGAAGCGAUUCUGAAGGAUUUUUUGGUAUGGGUUGAUAACGAACUUGGACCUUGGGGUCCCCUUGCGCUAGCUGUUGCAUAUAUUCCUCUGACAAUCUUGGCUGUUCCAGCUUCAGUUCUGACUCUUGGUGGUGGUUAUCUUUUCGGAUUGCCUGUGGGCUUCAUUUCAGAUUCUGUUGGUGCAACUCUUGGUGCCGCAGCAGCAUUCCUUCUAGGCAAAACAAUUGGGAGAUCAUUGGUUGUUUCGCAGCUGAAAGAUUAUUCUCAGUUCCAGUUAGUAGCAAUUGCAACACGGAAAUCUGGCUUUAAGAUUGUUUUGCUGCUUCGACUCGCACCUUUAAUCCCUUUUAGCUUGUUGAAUUAUCUGUUGUCGGUGACCCCCAUCUCAUUCGGAGAAUACAUGCUGGCCUCCUGGCUAGGGAUGAUGCCAUUAACCCUUGCUUUAGUUUACGUCGGAACAACAGUUAAGGAUCUUUCUGAAGUUACACAUGGAUGGAAUGGGUUUUCAACUGCUCGUUGGGCAUUUCUCAUAGUGGGCCUUCUUGUGUCUGUGGUUCUAAUGAUUUGUGUGACAAAAGUUGCGAAGACGGCUAUGGAAAAAGCGUUGGCCGAAAGCGAGGACAUAAGCAGCAUCAUAAGCUCGUCGCCGGGAUCGCCCGUUGCCGGCCUGCCUUUUACGGUAAAGAUAGACCCCGGUGAAAACAGCAGUAGUGAAGAGUAAAACCCCAAAUAUCAGCUGUAAAUUCUUUUACCUUAACCUUAUUGCCCAUUGCUUCGGCAUGCCAUUUUGUGCAUUGUACACAGCCCAAUUCAAGAUCAAUGAAAAUAAUUGUUUUCUUCUUUU